CACUUUUCCAAACUCCGCACACCUGGCCGAACAUUUGCAACUAAACCACCUUUUGUGAAAUUUAAGUAGCGUUUGGGGUCAUCGCGAGUGCAUUGAUAAGCUUUUAAAACUGUGCAUAUGUUUAAGGGGUGCAUGUGAAAAAAUGAAUGCCCAAGAAGCCCAGAAGAUAUUUCUAAGCAGCACGUCCACCGUCUCUCUGCAUGAUCGCUUCACCGGUUUGCUAAAACAUCCGCAGGCGGAUCCAAUAAAUGUUACCGCCAGGGUGAACCAGCAGAAUACAGCGUCUCUGAAGAACCAGCGCCUAGCUCUGGAGAUGGCAAACAGACCUUCUGUACUGGCUGCCCUGCGCAACACAUCUAAUAUAAAUCGACUCUGUAAAGUGAACGUGAAGGCGAGGCUGGGCCAGCCCAUCGGAGGAGGCGGGGGUUUGCAGGACCAAAUAAGUUCAGGAGGCGGCUGUGGGCAGAUCAAAGCGUUUUACGGAACGAGAGGUAUAGGCAGACUGCAUGGGACAGUCCCUACUUUAGGAGUACAGCGGGGCCGGGGCCAGAAACAGCGCGGGGGCUAUGUGAACUGGACUGGACCGAUGGGAAUCAGAGGAAGAGCCAUUAGAAAGACAGGUAUGAACUCUUCUCCUGUAUGCACAGGUAGUGGGGCAUAUUUGGGAAAAGGCUAGGCCAAGUUCAACAGCAACUCCGUCCCUUCUCGGGACGAGUUAGAUGAUCAGUUGGAUGAGUACAUGUCCAAAAGCAAGAGCCAUCUAGAUGCAGAGCUUGAUGCAUAUAUGGCAGAAGUUGAUUUGGAGGACAUAAUGUGAUGGCUCACAGUGUCAGCACUUAAGACUAUAGUUGAACCACAUACAUUUUAGUUUAAGGUUGACUGAUGGUGGAUAUACUCUUAUAGGUUCAGUAACAUGAUUAUUUGUCCACCUUGACUGUUUAAAGUGAUCGUUCACCCAAAAAUAAUAAUUCUGUCAUAAUUUACUCACCCUUUUGUCGUUUCAAACCUGUAUGACUUUCUUUCUUCCGCAGAACACAAAAGAAGAUAUUUUGAAGAACGUUGUUAACUGGCCCCCAUUCACUUGCAUUGGUUUUGUGUCCAUACAAUAGAAGUGAAUGGGGGCCAGUACUGUUCAGUUACCAACUUUUUUCAUCUUUUGUGUUCUGCGGAAGUAAGAAAGUCAUACAGGUUUGAAACGACAAAAGGGUGAGUAAAUGAUGACAGAAUUCUCAUUUUUGAAUGAAAAAAAGAAAAGAAAAUUCUGUUAUCAUUUACUUACCCUCAAAUUUCUUGGUUCUGCUUAAC
Molecule: messenger RNA, 1305 nt
Organism: Triplophysa rosa
Lineage: Eukaryota; Metazoa; Chordata; Actinopteri; Cypriniformes; Nemacheilidae
Gene: chtopb
Product: chromatin target of PRMT1b
Exons: 6
Coding region: 143-676 (177 amino acids)
Source: RefSeq, a predicted model, not a curated record